Messenger RNA from Brassica oleracea var. oleracea, 1954 nucleotides. RefSeq lists its product as uncharacterized. The record is from RefSeq and is a predicted model, not a curated record. Lineage: Eukaryota; Viridiplantae; Streptophyta; Magnoliopsida; Brassicales; Brassicaceae. The transcript is spliced from 2 exons. The coding region runs from base 1 to 1557 and encodes 518 amino acids.
AUGAACCCAUCUGAUAAUGAUGAUGUGGAUGACAAAGCACCCUUAUGGAUUUAUGUGAACAAGAUUGAAAAGAUAGUAGGAGGGGGAUCAUGGAGGUUUGAAUGCAAAUUUUGCAAUACAACGUACGUUGGAUCUUAUACUAGAGUUGUGACUCAUCUUAUACAAGAGGGAGUUAAGGGAAUCAAAGGAUGCUUGAAAGUUACUCCACAGCAAAGAGAUAACAUGAAGAAAUUGGUAAAUGAUUGCAAGGAGAGGAUAAAGCGUGCAGCUCCUACGCCAGUUCCAUUACCUUCAGCGUCAAGAAAGGCAUCUGCUUCUUCUCUUGACUAUGACAUGAGCUACAAAUUUCCUGAUACAGAUGAGGCUGGUUCAAAGAAGAGAAAAGGAAUGGAUUCAGCUUUAGGAAAAGCAUUUAACAAUCAGGCUAGGGAGCAAUGUGAUGGUGAAAUAUUUAGAAUGUUCUGUACAAGCGGGUUGUCUUUCAACGUUGCAAGAAAUCCUCACUAUCGCAACUCAUUUGUGCGUGCAUCACAAAUUCCUGGCUAUGUUCCUCCUGGUUAUAAUGCUUUGAGGACUACACUUCUCCAAAAAGAAAGAAAGAACCUUGAAGUGCACUUGCAGCCUUUGAAGGAUUCAUGGAAACAUAAAGGAGUUAGCAUAUGUAGUGAUGGCUGGUCAGAUCCUCAUCGAAGACCUAUCUUAAAUUUGAUUGCAGCAAACGAGAGUGGUCCAAUGAUGUUAAGAGCAAUCAACACUCAAGGUGAAACAAAAACUGGUGAGGUGAUUGCAGAAAUGAUUAUAGAAUGCAUUAAGGAGGUUGGACAUGAGAAUGUGGUUCAAGUACUCACUGACAAUGCUUCAAAUUGUGUAAAAGCUGGUGCACUUAUUUCAGCUAAGUUUCCUACUAUCUUCUGGACACCAUGUGUGGUUCAUACUUUGAAUCUUGCACUCAAAAACAUAUGUGCGCCAGUUUAUAAUACAAGAAGCAAUGGAGAUGUGUAUGAUGCUUGUUAUUGGAUAAAGUCUAUCAGUGAUGAUGUUACUUGGAUCAAGAACUUUAUUAUGAACCAUGGAAUGAGACUUGUCAUGUUCACAGAGCAUUGUGAUCUUAAGCUCCUUACAAUUGCUUCUACAAGGUUUGCUUCAACAGUUGUGAUGCUUAAGAGAUUCAAGAAAAUAAAAACCGGGCUACAACAAAUGGUGAUCAGUCCUAAGUGGGAUGAUUAUAAAGAUGAUGGUGUAGAAAGAGCAUCAGCAGUGAAGAAAAAGAUAUUAGAUGAGAUGUUCUGGGAUGAGAUUGAAUAUGCUUUGUCUUUCACUUUGCCGAUAUAUAGUGUGAUUAGAGCUGCUGAUACUGAUAAGCCUUCACUUCAUCUGGUUUAUGAAUGGUGGGAAACCAUGAUUCAGACUGUGAAAAAGGCUAUCUUCAGAAAGGAAAGGAAAGAACAUGAAGAUGACUCGGUUUUUUGGAAUGCUGUGCAAUCUAUUUUGAUAUCUCGUUGGAGUAAGAGUAACACUCCUCUCCAUUGUAUGGCACAUUCUCUAAAUCCCAAGUAAGUUAUAAAUUUUAUUAUGCUUCAUAUGAUUUAUUAUCUUACAAACUAAAUUUAAACAGUUUUGAUAGUUAUUUAAAUAACAUUAUUAUUGUUUAUUUUGAUGGAUGCAGAUAUUAUAGCUCAGAGUGGCUUGAAGAAGAGAACAAUAGAAAAGCUCCACAUCAAGAUUUGGAGAUUACUAGAGAAAGAAAAAAUUGCAUCUUGAAGUAUUUUCCAAAUCAAGAUGAAAGGAGAGAGGUUAACAUUGAAUAUUCUAAUUUCUCUUUAAGUUUGGAAGAUUUUGGUAGUGUUGAUGCAAUCCAUGAUAGAUUUAUCUGAGAACCUUUAAGAUGGUGGGCAGUUCAUGGAUCUUCAGCUCCUAAACUUCAAGCCUUAGCAUUUAAGUUGCUUGGACAACC